This is a messenger RNA of Symbiodinium necroappetens, 2871 nucleotides long. The record is from the annotation of a GenBank genome assembly. NCBI's taxonomy places the organism in Eukaryota, Dinophyceae, Suessiales, Symbiodiniaceae.
GCAGAGCUGCCAAUCCUUGUGCCACCACCGGCACAUCGAGUACUGGAUCUCGGCCAGGCAGCCACCACAAAGCCAAGCAGCAAGAAACGGAGCAGCAGGAGGACGCUGGUGGAAGGCUCGGGAUUCGUGCAUAUUCCAGAGGCUCAGAAGCGUAGAUCGAAGCUGCCUAAAUCUCUGCAGUUCGAAGCUGCGCAGCCUCCCGCUGCAGAGGUCGAGGCACAGGACAACCGCCAAGCGCUGGAGAAGACAGGCCUUUCAACCGCGCAGCAGGGCGCCCUAGAGGUCGACCGGGCUUAUGUCGCCCGACAGCUGGCUCAGCAGGUGGAGGAAACCAACAAAGAGGCUUCAUUUCAGAGACAGGCAGCCGCCGUGGCCGAUCGCUGGUGGUCGUCGAUCUUCUUGCCCGUCCCGGCUCCACGGCAGCUCCUCCCCGAAGCCUUGGCGCAUAGCCCGUGUUCCGUUUUGCCAAACAGCUGGCCGAGUUCUCACUGGCCAAUCUCUUCGAAGGUAAAGCUGGCACCAGAAGAGAUCGAGGAGAUCGUGCGGCUUUGCCGUCUCUUCGCCGGCCUGACCCAACCAGAAACCUUGGAGGUGGCAAAGGGGGACUCUGGCGCCGAGGCGAACGAACUGGUCUUGAGCAGGCCUGCCUUCUGCCAACUUCUGAUCGCGCUUGGGAUCUCCCCCCGGGCUCAAAACCUCGUGCCAAGAUAUCAUCGAGUUGUGAAUUGCUUCGACGCACAGGCCAAGCAGUGCCUGGUCAGUGGCAUGCCGGUGUCCGGUGGCAUGAUCUUGGGACUAGUGCUGCCCUGCCUUCCCGAGAAACCGGACGAGAGCGCGAUGUGGCAGCUGGUGAACGAUUCGAAGACCGUGGCACUUAUGAGGCUUUUCGGAUUGCUGCUCGACGACAUGGCAACGAAUCCCCUUUUAGAAGGGCAGGACAUGGUUGAGGCACUCCCACGUGCCAAGAAGCACUUCUUUUUCAGCUUGCUGCCUGCUGCCCAGGCCUAUGCAGACGCUCGCCGCCGGCUUCUACAUCAAAUGGCUGCAAAAGCUCAGAAACAGGCGGUUCGUUGGUCGCCGGCCGUGGAGGAGCCAAGCUUGAGCCACACGCGCAAGGGAGACCGCAACGUUCCAACUUCAGGUGCAAGCACGCGCCCGACAUCAGUGAGCAGCCACGUGCCGAAGGACAUGGAUGCAGAGUCCGAGAUGACCAGCGAGGCACCAUCCCAAACGUCGUCGCCCACGAACAGGCGGCGCACCCCAAAAUCGCGGAGCCAAAGUGGCAGGCGAGUGCCUCCACAGACGAACACGCCCGUGAAGGUCGAGGAAGAGCCGGACGACGAGCCUCCAAGCGCCUUGCAGCCCCUACCGCCUGAGAUGCUCAAGGCGGGGUUUUUGCAAAGCCAGAUGCUCGAGCCAGAGAUCCUCAGUUUUGGAGCGAUGUUCCUCGGAGUUUUCCAGGUACUUUUCAACAAGUAUCACGACUUUCCGACCUCAGCAUGUGCGAGCCAGAUGAGCAUAUCUGGAUUCUUGAGGUUCUGCUUCGACUUUGGAUUGUUUCCUUCGGUUGUUGACCUGCAAACCAUACAGCAGCUCUACGCCUUGUGUGCAGCAGAAGGCGAGAAACAGGAUAGCAUGAAGCAGGAUGCCAAGAGCAGCUCGACAGACCGUGCUGCAAGCCCCGCACCCACGAAGAGCUCGCAGAAAAAACGCAUCUCACCGAAGAAGCUCCGCAAGCAAGCAGAUUCACCAAACCAGAUCUUCUGGAACGGGCAGCAGGUCCCCAUGCAUUUGGGCUGGCUGACGCGCGACUUUGCCCAUCACAGCGAGCAGGAGUCCAAGUGCGUCUGCAUCCUCAGUGCCAUCAACGACUGGAUGAAGGACCGGAUGUGGACGCCCGCUGACGUCUUCAAUUUUCUGGACAUCAAUGCGAGUGGCUUAAUCAGCACGCGCGAGUUCAUCGAAGGGGCGAAACUCAUGCGGUUGAAGAACUUGCCCAGCGACGAGGAACUUCGCAGGUUGCUGCCGCUUCUCAUGUCGGCCGACAAGGGCCUGAUAGCUCCGCGGGAACUGCAUCAGGCUUUGGCGGUCAUCGCGAAGCAGAAGCACAAGUUGGACCUUGCAGCCAACUUUUUCCUCAAGUCCGAGCCGGACAUGUCCAUGGCAGAGUGGAACGCCAGCCACUUCUUCCGGGACCUGGUCAAGGUGAUGGAGAAGAAUUCUUGGUCGCCAGGGCGUCUCUUUGCUGAGCUUGGAGGUGGCAAGGAAGCCAUCACCAAGCAAGAGCUCGAGGAGAAGGCGCGCGUCUUGCUUCGAGUGCACUGUGGCCGCAGCCCGGCCCUGGAAGUCGCCCAGCCCUUCGACAUCCUCGAUGUGAACGGGGAUGGGGUCAUUGAGAGGGAGGAAUUCGUUGCCAUCAUUGUGCAAUUGCUCAAGGCCUUGGCCAUGCAGGGCAAGGAGGACUCCGGCCGGCGCCGACGGCAGCUGCAGGCUUUGCCAACGAAAAGCAGGGCAAGCACCGAAUUGGAAAGACAGGUGGAGGAAGCCUUCGAGGAGAUACUUGAGUCGGUGCAGCAGCGUCAAGCCGAAAGUCAGGACUCUGUACGAAGUCUGUUGCUUGCGUUGCUACACGGACAAGUUCGGGAUCGAGUAGCACGGGCUCGAGAGAUGCAGACGUUGCAGGAUCAUUUAUCAAAAAGGUCUGGCUGUGGGAAUGCAUUCAACUCAGACAGGUUCAUCCCGGAAAACACCGAUGAGGGAUUCAAGUUGGGCCAGCAUGCACAACCGCAAGCUCUUGCACAGUGCUGCCUCCGGCAUGCCACAGCUACAACCCCGUACCCGCACGCAGUCUGUGGAAGGUGCCUUCCGUGA